Molecule: messenger RNA, 3134 nt
Organism: Acanthochromis polyacanthus (spiny chromis)
Lineage: Eukaryota; Metazoa; Chordata; Actinopteri; Pomacentridae
Product: potassium voltage-gated channel subfamily V member 2
Exons: 4
Coding region: 391-2004 (537 amino acids)
Biological process (GO): protein homooligomerization; potassium ion transmembrane transport
Cellular component (GO): membrane; voltage-gated potassium channel complex
Molecular function (GO): delayed rectifier potassium channel activity
Source: RefSeq, a predicted model, not a curated record
UAGCCUUGUUAGCAAUGCAAUACUGUCAUCACACCACUCUCUCCGCCUUUCCUCCUCUCUUAGAGUUCAAAGCCUUAAGUUACAACGCUAAUCCUUGUGAACAGUAUUUUUAACUUGCGUUGGGACAGAAAGAACAGCAAUAGGAUUAAAGAAUCAGUGAAGAGGCUGAAUCCCUAACUCAUGCUGCUGAUCUUCUUGCACGCCGACUGAAAAGCACGGUUGCUCUUUCUUUAGCUUUAUUUCCAACAUUUUUUAAUUAUUUUUUUUAGAGAACAGUGUUUUGCACAAAUGGAGAUCUUGUGGAAAUUUCUUGUUUCUGUUUUUUACUGACUUUACUCAGACUCUGUACAAAGCUUUUCUGUUGGUUCGUCUUUCUAAGGAGCUGUCACAAUGGAUAAUAUAAAGCCCAAGCUGAAAAUGCUGAAGAAGCGUCGCUCCAGUCUUUUUGCAACCGUAAAACGGGAAGUUAGCUUUUCACAAAGCGGUGAGGAAGAGGGGCAAGAAUUCCCUUUUUCACAGGACAGCUCAGUGAAACCAUGGACAUCUAUGGACAACCUUGAUGCUAGUGCUCAGCAAAGCACAAAGAAAAAAGACAAGAGAAAAGAUGCACUAAAUCCAAGGAAAUCAAACAUAGUCAACCUCAAUGUGGGUGGAAAAGUCUUUCACAUCCCCAAGCAUUUGGUCCUCCGAUACCCAAAAACCAGGAUUGGAGUCCUUGCUCUCUGUGAUGAUCCGGUUAAGCGUCUGACACUCUGUGACGAUUACAACGUCCACAACAACGAGUUCUUCUUUGACAGGGACCCAAUGUUUUUCCAUUACAUUUUCCACUUCUAUUGCAGUAAUGUCCUGUGGGUGAUGGAUAGUCUUUGUCCUGUCAACUUUGAGGAGGAGAUGUCAUUCUGGGGGCUCAAACUGAAGGACACUCCAAGGUGUUGCCGUAUUCUAUUUGAGGAGAAGGUGGACGACAUCCGAGACCAACUGAAGGUCAACCAGGAGCUAAUUGAUGAGAUUAAGCCUCAUCAGGAUGACGAGGGCUACAAGAAAAUGUUUCUUGGAACCUUUCGAAAGGCCCUCUGGGACUUGAUGGAGAAUCCCUAUUCCUCACUGUCAGCCAAAACCUUUGCUGUGUUUUCCAGUCUUUUUGUGCUCAUCUCUAUUGUUGCCAUGACAUUAAAUACAGUCAAAGAACUCAGGCAGUACAAAUUUGGAGGUAAAACCUACAUGGAGUGGAUAGAGGUAGCCUCCAUUCUUUUCUUCACAUUGGAGUAUUUUUUGCGGUUGCUCACCACAUCCGACAUCAAACAUUUUGUGAAGAGUGCCCUCAACUUUGUCGAUAUAGUGGCUGUCAUGCCUUACUUCAUCCAGAUCAUUUUUGAGACGUUUUUUAUAGAUUCAGAGGACAUAAGUGCACAGGAAGAUUUGAAGACAAUGGCAAGAGUCAGUAAAGUCAGCAAAGUGCUUAAGGUUGUCAAGCUGAUGCGCAUCUUCCGUAUCCUGAAGCUUGCCCGUCACUCCACAGGCAUGAGGGCGUUUGGCUUCACCAUCCGUCAGUGCUCUGAGCAGGUGUGCUGUCUGUUUCUAUUCAUCGCAAUGGGCAUCUUCACCUUCUCUGCUCUGAUGCACUCUGUUGAGAUGGAUCAGCCGGGGACACCUUUCAGCAGUAUACCGGAUGCCUGGUGGUGGGCUGCAGUGAGCAUCUCCACUGUGGGCUACGGAGACGUCGUCCCCAUCUCCUAUCUCGGCCGCUGUGUGGCUUUCAGCUGCAUCUCCUUUGGCAUCAUCCUCAACGGCAUGCCCAUCUCCAUUCUGUUCAACAAGUUCUCCGACUACUACGCCAAACUGAAGGAGCAGGAAUACAACGUUUCAAACACUGAGCGCACCUUCCAGCUCAAGAAACGGCUGAGGCGUAAGUUUGACAGCUGCUUCGAACCACCAGAGGACUCCGAUGACGAGAUCCACUAUCGGCCGAGUGGAAGGCAAUAUUAUGACGACCAGGACGAAUGAGAGAAGCUGCCUAGUUGUGAUCUCAGUAACCUAAAUGGCCUUAUCACCCAGGGGUCUACAGAGAAUAAGACCCCCAUCUGCCUGUGUGACUUAACAUAAACAAUCUAAAGGGGUAAAAGGAGGCAGCAACAAGUUGAGAUAAGCUCUAAGCCUCAGGUUUACAGUAGGUGCUGUUUGCAUGCUAUGGGUGAUGAUAUGAUGAUGGUGAUGGUGAUGAUGAUUCCUCUGUCAAAUGGACAAGAUGCUCACAGUGGAUGGCUUGUUAUCCGUUUCCAGGAAUAGCAUCUAGAUAAAUAAAUGUUUGAAGCAAGGAGGUCAAGUUGUAGCAUUAUCAAUGAAGCAAUGUUACACUUAAAUCACCUUAAAGGAAGCUUGCUUUCAAUGGAAGUGCUAUUAAUUACCUAUUUUGGACAUCUACAUGGUCUCUUACAUUUUACUUUAAAUGCUCAGAACAAUAAACAGUGUAACAUAAAGUUUGGCCAAUACAAGCUCGUCCUGGUGGAUUGUAGUCAUCAUAUUACAAUUAGGUGAAAGAAAUGUAUAAGCAACCUGUGAUUUAUUUGUAUGUGCGUCUGAGAAAUAAGUUCAGCAUCGUCAGUGCAAAGCUCUUCCAUGUGCCAUGCAUUCUCUGUCAGCAAAGUAAUGCUCUUGCUGUUUUUUUUCCUUUUGGUUUGUUCAGUCACUCAGCAUGUUCUUGAAGGCACCUAAGUAGAGCAACAAGAGCAGCAGAGGGGUGUGGCACAAGCGAUCAAGAGCCACGGUGUAAUUUUGCUGUCAAGGAUUACCAGGAUUUGCGCUUCCUGCCUGGUCAGAUAAGGGUAGAAAGUCAAUCAUGUACUCUGCUAUUUUGGUGGCACUGAGAAUCUGAUCAGGUGCAGAGAAUCAGGUUCUAUUUUAACGGAUACAGGCUGCUUUAAUGGAUGAUGAUUUGACUCUGACAGACAAUAUAUCCCUGCAACUGGAAGGAUUUUUUAUUCGUAGUUAUACCUGAGCAACGGUGCUUAUUAUUGUCAUCCAGCGUCUCAGUAUUUAGGAGGAUCUCUGCAGGAAGAGGGAAUGUUCUUGACCUUCAGAUCUCAGGCCCUGCAAGCUGAGUUGAGCUGUCAUUAAACCAGUUCUCGUCUGUGGCA